AAGGUCUUGUAAAGUGAAUUCCACAUUUGCUAUUACCUCAACUUUACCGUAUCACCUUUCGUUAGCCUAAUACUAAUACUAUAAUAAUAUAAUAAGAAAAGUAGGUAACUUUAUGGAUCCACAGUUAAUAGAAGAGAGAUCGUAUUGCAGGAAGCUGACACCGUGGUGCAACGUCGUACCCAGGAAUGAUUUUUAUUGUCGGUUUGAUAGAUGGAAAAAUCUUGCAGAAGUUCGUCCCAGUAUAAAUAGGUAUAACAAAAAAUAUCUUAAUCUUUUGGAAAAUAUGGAUGAUACACAGACACAUCAAACUGAUCUAGCGCAAAACAAUUCUGCUUCAUCUAGUGCAGAAAAUGAAACGGGUCUAUUUAGUUUUCCUCAGAGUCAGACCGAAGAGGAAAUGAGGUUUUGCAAACACUGUCAAUAUCAAGCUGAAGAUUGGCCUGCUUUUUCAAAGCAUGCAUUUACAUCAAGUCAUCUCCAGAAAAUUGCAGAAGCGUAUAGAAUUCGGCUGUCCGCAGACCCUGUUUCAAAUACUUUUACUUGUGAUACCUGUGUUGUUGAAUGCAUUGGACGCCAAAGUUGGGUUACGCACUUGUUAGGGAUAAAGCAUAGGAAGGCUUUAGAACAGAUAUCUAUUGCCAAAGCAGAAGUGAAAUCUGAAAUGGAAAAGUCAGCAGGUCCAAUGAGGAAUAUUAACCAGUUUGGAAAUAUGAGAUAUAACCAGUUUGAAAACAGGAAACCAUAUGAUAGGAUGCAAAGACCCAGUUUUGUUCCUUCAGUUGCAGCACAAGAUUUUGCCCGAUACCCAGAACCACUCAUAGGCCUGGAAUACCUGACAGAGAUCCAGGUUGCUGGACAAAAUCCGCGCUAUGAAUGCUCUCUUUGUUACGCGAAAUUUGAUCAUAAUCUCAAGUUCCCUCACUUGGUUGGACAGAAACAUCGGCUAAAUGUUUUGAAACGAAAGAGACCUGGUGCUAUUAAGGGAGUAGCGAGUAAGAAACGCUCUGAAAUCACUUCAAUACUCAUCCGGGAAUCAACUAGUUUGGAGCGCGAGGAAGGACGACAGCAAGUGAAAACCAAAGUUCAACAGCCAUCUCCUAAUGCACACAGUACUCUUUCAGGUCAGAGCCGCAAUACUAGAGGAGUUACUCUAAGCGAGACAUGGAACAAUCGAGGAGCAUCAAGAGGAGGAAAGGUCGGUCGAGGAAACGCAAGUUAUGCAUCCAGAGGAGCUUGGAACAAGAGAGCAGUGUCACAUCCUAGAGGAGGAUAUAACAGCGGACGGGUAGAAUCAUUGGAAGCACAUUCUCAUUCAUAUACGGGGCCUAGUGGCCCGUAUAAUCACAAUACAUUUCAUGAUUCUUAUGCCUACCAGUCCUAUGGUAUGAACAGCUCCAGUUUUACCAACACCUCCAAUUUUAACAACACCUCCAGUUUUAACAACACCUCCAGUUUUAACAACACCUCCAGUUUUACCAAUCCUGGUUUUGAUCGUUCCAGUCACAGCGGAGGUUAUAGUCAAAGCAGUGUCCAAACACAUUCAGGACAAGCAUACUCUGACAAUGCCCCUCAGUAUCCCGGCACUGGGUUUGGUUAUUCGGCACCCCCACCUCCAGAGAAUCCACAGUUAGAAAGUAAAAGCACGCCUCCUAAGCAGGGAGUUGAAACUCCCAAGAAGGAAGGAAUAUCCACGGGUUUAGCUGGUGUUCUUGGUGAUUUGUCAAAACUUGUCCAAAAUGAGGACGAUGCCUCCGUGGCUCUCCACGUCUCAAACGCUUUGACGCAAGCACUGUUGCAGUAUAGAAUGGGAAAUGAAGAUAAGGGCGAAAAUUAAUCUUUUCAACAGAAAUUGUUGCGUGAACAUUUGUUUGUCUUUAUAACCAAAACAUCUACCAAUGUAGUUAUACUUAGUUUUGUAAAUAUUUUAAUAAAUGCUAUACAUUUUCGAAACGUUUUUACACAUUUUUUUAUUCAUGCAAAUGUCGAACGAGUCGCUGGAAAUUAAAUUCGAGCAUUUGUUAUGGCCUUAAGCUUGUUAACUUUUGUGACAUAUGUAUUUUAUUUAUUAUUUUGAUGUAAUUGUUCCAUUGUCAAUCACAUGCAGUUCUUUCAUGAAUGUAUUUCUAUUCAUGAUUUAUAUGCAGGGCAGAGCUACAUGAUCCUCCCCAUCUGCCUUGCCAUAUGAAACUCCUUUUG
Molecule: messenger RNA, 2196 nt
Organism: Dendronephthya gigantea
Lineage: Eukaryota; Metazoa; Cnidaria; Anthozoa; Malacalcyonacea; Nephtheidae
Exons: 12
Coding region: 113-1834 (573 amino acids)
Cellular component (GO): precatalytic spliceosome
Molecular function (GO): double-stranded RNA binding; zinc ion binding; single-stranded RNA binding
Source: RefSeq, a predicted model, not a curated record